AUGCCCGUGCCAGGCGCCGGUGCCGCCGGGCGUUACAGCGGUGACAAGGGCAUCCCGCGCGCUGCAGCAGGGAUUUCGGAGGACAGCCGGGAUGGGCCUCCCGCCGCCCCCUUCUACGGCCAGAGCUGCUGCCUCAUCGACGACGGCGAGCGCUGCGCGCGCCCCGCCGGCCACGCGUCCUUCAGCAAGCGCAUCCAGAAGAGCAUCUCGCAGAAGAAGCUCAAGCUGGACAUCGACAAGAGCGUGAGACAUCUCUAUAUCUGUGAUUUCCACAAGAAUUUCAUUCAGAGUGUUCGAAACAAAAGAAAGAGGAAGACAAGUGAUGAUGGAGGCGACUCUCCUGAGCAUGAAACGGAUGUCCCAGAGGUUGACUUGUUCCAGCUCCAAGUGAAUACACUGCGACGUUACAAGAGGCAUUAUAAGUUGCAGACUAGGCCUGGACUCAACAAAGCUCAGCUAGCAGAAACUGUCAGCCGUCACUUCAGGAAUAUUCCUGUGAAUGAGAAAGAGACACUUGCUUAUUUUAUCUAUAUGGUGAAGAACAACAAGAGCAGGCUGGAUCAGAAAUCAGAAGGUAGCAAGCAACUAGAAUGAAGAUUAACAGACCUUGGAAUAAGAGAGACCUUGAAGGAACGGAUGGUAUUGUGCAUUUUAGGUAUAUAAAAACUAUUGAAGUAUAUUGUAAAUUUUUUAAAAAAUGCAGUAAGUCUGGAUGACAGAAAAUAUAGAUGUUCUUAUCAGGAAUAUUUGAACACGUGACCAGCAUGUUUCUGAAGACUUUUCUUCCCCUCAUUUCAAAAUCACAUUGGAAUAAAGGAGUGAGGUUAAUGGAGAAAUAAAGUAAAUCUCUAGGACUGUGGAGUUUGUCAACUUGGUGUUUUAAACCAUUUCUGGAAAUCUGCAUCUCAGUGCAAUUUAGACCACAAAUGGAAUUUAUUCACUGCAUUCAGACUGCACCACAAAACCACCGUGCAAUUUAUCUUGGCACAGGACUGGAAUAGCAGCAGAGAGGAAAGUCAUGAUCAAGGUGCAUGGGUCAGAAAUUUCUCUGGAGCUUGGUCCCCAC
This is a messenger RNA of Tinamus guttatus (white-throated tinamou), 1066 nucleotides long. RefSeq names its product SAP30 like (gene SAP30L). Gene Ontology annotation, cellular component: histone deacetylase complex. NCBI's taxonomy places the organism in Eukaryota, Metazoa, Chordata, Aves, Tinamiformes, Tinamidae. Gene Ontology annotation, biological process: regulation of DNA-templated transcription. Gene Ontology annotation, molecular function: protein binding; transcription coregulator activity. The record is from RefSeq and is a predicted model, not a curated record.